Drosophila montana is the source of this 7376-nucleotide messenger RNA. It is a transcript of the gene Mgtor, whose product is annotated as Megator. Lineage: Eukaryota; Metazoa; Arthropoda; Insecta; Diptera; Drosophilidae. Bases 131 to 7216 code for a protein of 2361 amino acids. Gene Ontology annotation, cellular component: nuclear pore. The record is from RefSeq and is a predicted model, not a curated record. Gene Ontology annotation, molecular function: structural constituent of nuclear pore. The transcript is spliced from 6 exons. Gene Ontology annotation, biological process: regulation of mitotic spindle assembly; protein import into nucleus; mRNA export from nucleus.
GUACAUCGCUAAGUCGGUAUGGUGAAGAACGCUGAGUCGCGCUCGGAUUUUUUUUGACGAAAUAAUAUUGUGAAAUUGUGUUAAAAUAUAAAUUAAACAAUUUAAAAGUGUUUCACUUACUAUUAACAACAUGGACUUUGACGGCACACAGUCAUUGAGCAGCAUAUUACAACCGGAGGAGCUGCAACUAGUGCCAGACAACAUACAGGGAAAAUUGUCGGCAUACAUUGAGAAAUUUUCAGACGAAUACUGCAAAGAACGUGCUGCUGCAAAUCGACUGAGUGAAACAGAACAGAAGAAUGAAGAGCUGCAAAGCCAACUACUCGACAACCAGGUAAAGUUCACCAACUUUGAGCAAAAUGUAGCCGAAUUGCGCGCCCAGCUGGAUCAAGUGUCUGCCGAACGUGACCAGCUGCAGGAAUCAGUAAAAAGCUACGAUCAAAAUUUGUCCACAUUGCGCAAAGAGAAGGUGUCCUUUGUCGAUGAGCGCGACUCGCUGCUCAAAGUGAUCGAGCGGCAGAAUGGCGAGCUUGAGCGGCUCAAGCAGGAUCUGCAAACCUAUCAGCAGCAGCUGCGAGCUGCCAUCACCGCCAAGUGUGAGGCCAUAGCGCGUCUCGAUGAGGUGCAGAGCAAAGAGGUGUCCCUAGACAUCAAGGAACGCCGUCUGGAGAGCGAGCGUGCAAUGUUGCAAAAUGAGAUUCAAUUGCUCAGCAGCGAUCUAAAUCGCAACAAUGCCGAGCUACAGAAUUUGCGCCGCGACCAUGCCAUGAACAUCAUGCAUCUGGAGGUGCGGCUCAAGGAAAAGUGUGACGAGCUGCAAAUACUCCAAGGCCAGAACUCACAGUAUUCGAAGACCAUUGAGGAUCUGAACAAGAAAAUCGAGUCUCUCAAUGAGACAAUGUUCCAGCACAAUAUGGCAACCGAAAAGUUUGUGGACACGCUCAAAAAGGAACUCGACACGAAAGAGAAGCUGGUCGAGAUCUAUAAGAAUACCGAAUGCGAGAAUAUCACAGAGCGCAACGAGCUGCUCAAGGGCAUCUCGGAUCUGAAGCGUAUGCUGACUGAAACCACCGAUCAGUACGGUGAGCUAGAGACUGAGUUCCAGUUGGCGAAGCAGAAUCAUGCCGAGGAGCUGAAUUCCAUGAAUAAGACAAUUGACGCACUGAAAACAGAAAUUGCACACGCCAACGAUCUGCUGAAGGAGGCCAAGGAGCAGAGCCUGGAGAGCGCCAUUUGCAAGCUGGCGCCGACGGCUGCUGUUGCCAGUCGCCUGAUGCGCUCCGACAUGUCGCUCACCGAGUUGUAUUCGCUGUAUGCCAAGAAUUCAGAGGAGCUGGAAGCCAAGAAUCGCGAGAACGCACAGCUCAAGCUACAGAUCAAAUCGAUUGUCGAGGAGAUCAAUGAGCGUGCGCCAGUCUUCAAGAAACAGGAUGACGACUACAGCAAACUCACCGAGGCGCACCAGCUGCUGCUGCAGCAGCGCGACGAGCUGGUGGACAAGAAGCUGAGUCUCGAGCAGGAGCUGGAGCAAACGCACUUCGAUGUCACGCGCCAUGUCAAGGAGAACAAGAAACUGAAGCAGUCCCAGGUCGAUUUGAGUCGCCAGGUUUGCCUGCUGCUCGAUGAGCUCAAUUGCCUGCGUGCUGGCGUCAAUCGGCCGCGCAACCAAACGCAGCCCGGUCUCAUACACAACUCCAGCGAUGCCAUCAGCCGAGAUCUGGUCACCUUCGAGUCCAUUGUCGAAUUGCAGGAGCAAAAUGUUAAGUUGUUGUCGCUAAUCCGCGAACUGACCACCGAGCUGGAGGCCAACGAGCUGAAGAAUGAUGAGCUGCAGCUGAAGGCGUACGAGGAGAAGUUCGAGAAGGCUACAAAGCGUCUGGUCGAAAUGGAGGAGGCUCUCAACCAGAAGAACAACACAAUAUCCACCUUGAUGGCCAAGUGCGAGCGCUACAAGAAGUUCUACUUCGACGCCCAAAAGAAGCUGGGCAGUCAGAUUAUAGAUCUGGACGACUCGACCGUACUUAUAGAUGAGUCGAAAGCGGAGCAAGCGAAGGCAGUGGAGAACACGCAAAAGCUGGAGGCAGAGGCUAAGCUGGAGCGACGCAUACGCAGCCUGGAGCAGCAACUGGAGGAUGAGUCGAAGAAAUAUGCCGCGCUCAAGGAGAACUAUGACUACUACACCAGCGAGAAGCGCAAGAAUGAUGCACUCGUCCAGGAUCAGUUCGACUCGAUGCGCAAGGAGGUGCGUGAGCUGACCUCCGUCAAUUGCAAGCUGAUGAACGCCUCCGAGUUCCAGAAGGAGCAGAUGGAACUGCUGCAAAAGGGCAUCGCCACAUACAAACAGCAAAUAGCUGCGCUGGAGGAUCGCACCAAGAACUACGAGAAGACGAUUAUCAAGCACGAGCAGACCGUGCACAUGCUCAAGGACGAGGUGAUGACGGCACAUCGCAAACAGGCGGCAUCCGAAACGGAGACUCACAGCCUGCAGCACGAGAAUCGCGUGCUCAAGGAGACAACUGCCCGUCUGCAGGCCGAAAAGGACGGCUACAAUCGUGAACAUCAGAGCCAGUCGCUGUUGCUGAACAAUCUGGAGUUCAUUAAAGCCAAUCUGGAGCGCUCCGAGACAGAGGGACGCCUGCGCCUAGAGCAGCGCCUCGAUGACACGGUACGCGAGUUGUCCGCUCAGCGUCGUCACUUCCAGGAGGAGGAGGAGAAGUUCCGCGAAACGGUCAACGAAUUCAAGCGCCAAACGGAGACGGCCAUCAAGCUGAAGGAGGAGGAGCGUCUGCAGGCCGAAAAGUGGCACCAGGAGCUAAUAGACGUGCGCGAGGAGCUCGCCGUGAAGGUCAACCAGGUGAACGAUCUCAGCAAGAAGCUGCAGGAGAGCCUUACCCCAUCCAAGGACGAGAAUCCCAUCACAGCUGCCAACAAAAAGGCGCGUGAGUUCGAGCUGCGUUACGAUCAGGCCAGAAUCGAAAUCGAUUCGCUCACCAAGGAGCUGGCCAAGGCACGCGAGCACGGCGAUCAGUUCUACAAGAUGUCCCAAUCCGCGGAAAGCGAAAUCAAGCGCUUGCACGACAUGCACGCCGAAAUCGUGGCCAAAUCCGAGGCCGAGAUCAAGAAACUCAAGAACUCCGAGGCUGAGCUUCAGACGCGCGUCACCGAUCUGGAGGCCGAGGUGCUGCUCUCCAAUGUCACCGAACAGAGCAAGACCACAAAUCAAUCGGAUCAGCUCAAGGUUGCCCAGGAGGAGCUUAAGAAUGUGCUUGAGAAAUUAACCGAAUCGGGUCGCACCAUUCGCAAGCUGCGUGCCGAGAACUCCACGCUGGCCGAAUCCCUAAAUGCCGUCGAGGUGAAGUAUGCCAAUGAAAUGGUAUUGCAUUCGGCUGACAUUCAGGAAUUGUCCAAGUUCAAGGCGGACUUCUUGAAGGUGCAAGACGAACUGAAUCAACUGAAAUGUGGACGCGAAUCUCUGCAAGCUGCCCACGAUGAACUCCAGAAGGCAAACGCCGAGGCGCAGGGUCUGCUGCAAAAGGAGAAGGACGAGUCGGAGAAACGUGUCGCUGACCUGAACGCACUCAACUCCAGUCUGCACGAUCAGAUCGAGGCGCUGACCACAAAGCUGGCCGCUCUCGCCCAAUCUGCGUCCAACCAAAACUCAUCCCUGAUGCUGAACGACUCGCUACUUGACGGCUCCUCGACGUUCGAUAUCAAUAGCUCGACGUCUGUGGAUGACGUCAAGAACAGUGAGCAGCUCCUGAAGAUUAUCAAGUUCCUGCGCAAGGAGAAGGAUCUGUAUGCGGCCAAGCUGGACAUUCUGAAGGCCGAGAACGCACGCCUCGUCUCCGAGCACACAAUUCUGCAGAAGAAGGUGGACGAGCUGAACGGUUACCUUAAGCAGGAGCGCUCCAAGAGCGAAACCGACGUGGUCUCCGCGUCUAAGCACGAGGCGGUGCUGCGUAAGAUAGAAACCCUCAACGCCAUCACCGACAGCAAUCGCAUUCUGCGCGAGGAACGCAACACGCUGACCAAACGCGUGGCCGAGCUGACGGAGCGCAUCAGCAGCGUGGAGAAGGAGCUGUUCCCGCUGCAGUGCAGCAACAAGGAGCUGACAUCCAAGAUCGAGGAGCUGAAUGUGGAGAACACAUCGCUGCGCACAGAGGCCAUCAAGUGGCGUCAGCGUGCCAAUGCUCUGGUCGAAAAGAGCAACAGGAAUCCCGAGGAAUUCAAGCGCCUGCAGGCGGAACGCGAGCAUCUGGCCAAGAUGCUGACAGCCGAAAAGGACGCAAGCAAGAAGCAGAUCGACGAGCUGGCCGUAUUCAAGGCGCGUGUGGAAAACGAGCUGCCAGCACUGAGCAAACAGCUGCAGCUGCAGGAUGAGGCGCGCAAGAAGCAGCUGGAGGAGUCCACGGCUCUGAAGCAGACGAGCACGCGCCAGGCGCAGGACAUUAUGGAACUAAAGAACCGCCUGCUGCAGAAGGAGGAGGAGCUGAUGAAGGCGCAGGAGGAGCUCGAGUCCAAGGAUAAGGUCAUACAGGACAAGGACAGCAAGGAGCUGAUGCUGCGCAAGUUGGCCAAGCGCUACAAGGACUACUACACGGGCCUCCAGGCGCAGACCGGCGGCAACGAUACCGUCGCCGAGCUGGAGAAGGUGCGCUCCGAGCUGGACGAGCUGAACAACCUGCUGCGCAACACUAAGGAGCAGCACGAGCAGCUGCAGAAGGAGCACGAUGAGCUCAAGUCCCGUUCCAGCGUAGAGCAGGAGAGCGGCGAGUCCAAGCAGAAGAUCGAGAAGCUGCUGCAGGAGCUGACCGUGACCAAGACCGAGCUGGCCAACCAGGAGACAACGCUCGCCGGCACCAAGACCAGCUACGACGAAACUGUGCUGCGUCUCGAGAAGGAGCUGCAGGAGCACAUCACCAGCAACAAGGACGUUAAUGCGCGUCUCAUGCGCGAAAACGAAUCGCUGCACAUGAGAAUCAAUCAGCUGCAGCGCCAACUGGGCAACCAGCAGUCCACCAAGCCCUCAACAAGCUCGGUGGGCAUGGCCGAGAAGGGCAACAUAUCCGAGUCGUCGCCGCGCACAGCCAAUGUGAAGCCCAUGUCCGGCUCGGCCACAGUGCAGCAAUCGGCAACGGUGACGCCCUGGCGUGGCGGCGAGACGCCUCUGGCCAGCAUCCGGCCCAUUUCCGUGCAGAACAGUCGCACAGCCGCCAUACUGCCCACCAGCCAGCAGCCAGGCGCCUCCACUUCAACCUCUACAUCGACGUCCACUUCAUCGGCAGCCGCUGCAUCGGGUAGCAGCAGCAGCAGCAGCAGCUCCUCCUCUGCUGUGGGCAACACGGCCCUGGUGCCGCCACAGCAGCAGGUGCAUACCACGGGCAGUGCCACGCUGGAGUCCAUGGCCUCCUCGUCACCCACAUCUUCGCAUACAGACUAUAUGCCCUCGACCAGUUCGGCGGCUGUGGCCGUUGCUGCUAUUCCGCCCAUGGGCGCCACUGCAGCGGCUGAGAGCUCCCAGGAGGCGGAAAGUGUGCAGCAUCCGCAGCAGAAUGAUGCACAGGUCUUUGUCGGCGGUGCACAGCAGCAGGUGGUGGCGCUCGUGUCGCCGCGUGUUGAGGGCUCAUCGUCGUCCUCUUCGACCAGCACAACCACAUCGACAUCCACACAGAAUCCAACUGUUCCUAGCGUCCAGGAUGCCAGCAAUCAACAGCAGCCCAGCACAUCGGGCAGCAGCAGCAGCUCCUCGACUGUGGUCAGCAGUCACAGUCGCCACACGCCGUCUAGCAGCAAUGUGACCACCACCCAGGCCGGCUGCUCCAAGCGACCACGCGAUGUAGAGGGCGAUUCGUCUACCAAUGCGGAAGAGGGCGUGCCCGAGAAGAUUGUCAAGCUGGCGAAACGGUUGCGUACGCCAAUGCACGGCGGCGAAUUGUCCGCCGGACACAUUGGCGAUUCCGGCAUGGAUGUGGACCAGAUGCCCACGUCUUCGCAGCGUGACCAGGAGGAUGAUAUUCAGGUCGUGGACUCUGAUGAUGAGGAGGAAGAUGUCCUGGGGCCCAUCGAUGGCGGCGAUGCCGAGCAGGAGGAGGGCUACGAGGACUCCUACGAGCAGGACAACGAAAUGGAGGACAAUGAAGGCGCCGAUGCACCCGAUCAACACAACGAAGUCGAUAUCGAACAGGUGCAGAUCCAGGCCCAGGCCGAGAGCCAACUGCUCGAAGAUUCGCCAGCCACUGUCUCGACCCAGGAGAAUAAUCAAAGCCAGGCCAUAACCAGUGGCAGCGGCGAAUCGAAUGGACUCCCAUUACCACAGGCCGAGGCCAACUGGAAGCAGCAGGCGCCAUCCACAUCAACGGCUGCAGCGCGUCGCACUGAGAGCAGUUCCGUUGAGAUUGUCAGCUCGCCGCAGGUGUCCAACUUUAGCGAGCAGCCCACAUGCGUGGAGACGGAGAUCGAUGGCACGGCUGUAGCGGAGGCUGCUGCGGUGGCGGCGGAUGAGAGCGCCGGCACGAGCGUCGAUUGCACAGCUGCAGUUGCCAGUUCGCCGCAGAAACCAAAUGAGGCCGCCGAGCAGAGCAGCAGCAGCAGCAGCCAGGCCGCCGAGGCCAAAGACAAACCGGAUGAGAGUGAGACAACGGCCGGGGAGAACGCAAGCGAGGCAGACGAAGCCUUUGCCGAAGAGACAGUUGCUGGCCAGGCGGAGGAGUCUCAGCAGCUGAGCAAUGAGACAGAUCCCAAUGUGGGUACAAGUCAGUCGGUGGAGACAGAAAACCAGGAUAACCAGGCCGAGGGGCCCUCCGAGGAUAACGAGGGCGCCGAUGGCGUCUCGUCAGAGGGCGAAAAACAGGCCGUGGAAGUUGAGGAGGAGGGUCGCGAAGCUGAGGCCACAUCCCCCUCGGAGAACACACGCUUUCGCACGCUGCGCAGCACGGUGCCCACACGCCGUGGCGGUCGUUCCCUGAUGCGCGGCAGUAAUUCCAAUAAUAACAACAGCAACAACACAAACAGACCGGCACGCAUAGUCUGGCAGCGCGACUCACAGCCGGGCAAUAUGCGCGGUGGACAUCCGGGUAAUCAGGAUCCGAAUAUGCCAAGCGGUUCACCCAACUCCAAUCGCAUGUUCGCAAAUCGUUCCCGCGGCCGUCGGCCCAUGCGUCGCCCAGGACCAAACAAUUUUAAUGCCGGCGGCGGCGGCGGGGGUAGCUACCCCUGAACGGGCGAAGAGUCUGGCACAGGCUGACUAUAAUCCAUACUGGUAGUUUAUAAGGCUCUAGGCAUUUAAAUAUAAUUAUAUAUAUAUACAUCUUAUAAAUAAGCCGCAUACUGAAAAUACAUACUACACAUAUUAAAUGCUCAACACUAUAACAAAUCAA